AUGGGAUCACCCUGCUGCCAUGACCUCUCUCCGCAAGACGACUCAAGCCAGCCAAGCCAAGGUCUACUCACCUCUGUCAUCGAGAACGAGCAGGCUAUCCGGAAACAGUUUCAACGGAUGGAUGAUCUAGACAAAGAGAUGACUAAAAUGGUAGAAAAUUUGGACAACAAACACUUCUCCAUAGAAAAUCCAGAUUGGAAUUUUUUCGCGGAAUAUUUCCAAGAGUGUGUACCGGGAUGGCAAAUUUUUUUCAAAGACCGCACCGUUCACAACACCACUAAGCUCUAUAAAGUUCUGUCAGAACUCGAUGAUAGCGAGUUACAGCGGGCUUAUGAUUCCUUGAAGCGGCACUCAACCUGGCAGAUGCGACAUGAGCUGGCUCAGAACCAUGAGCGCAGCCGCGAACUCCAGGACAGAGAUUCGGUCGGAAAUUCUCAAACCUCAUCGACGACCAAACAAGGCGAGAGAGCUUGUGAUUGCUUGCCGGGCUCUUCGUGCUCUUGUGACCGGCUCGUCGAGCUUUCCGCAAAGAUGGACAAGAUCAAUGAGAAACUUGGCUAG
Molecule: messenger RNA, 561 nt
Organism: Penicillium subrubescens
Lineage: Eukaryota; Fungi; Ascomycota; Eurotiomycetes; Eurotiales; Aspergillaceae
Exons: 2
Coding region: 1-561 (186 amino acids)
Source: RefSeq, a predicted model, not a curated record